Molecule: messenger RNA, 588 nt
Organism: Hypoxylon fragiforme
Lineage: Eukaryota; Fungi; Ascomycota; Sordariomycetes; Xylariales; Hypoxylaceae
Product: 60S ribosomal subunit assembly/export protein loc-1
Exons: 2
Coding region: 1-588 (195 amino acids)
Biological process (GO): ribosomal large subunit biogenesis; intracellular mRNA localization
Cellular component (GO): preribosome, large subunit precursor; nucleolus
Molecular function (GO): mRNA binding
Source: RefSeq, a predicted model, not a curated record
AUGGCGCCUUCAAGAACGAAAACCGUCAAAAACAAACAUGCUGCGAAUAAAUCCGGCAUCAGUAACAGCAAAUCAUCCAAGAGUGGUCCGUCAGAUGGCAUCAUAAAGUCGAAGCCGAAAAGACCGGCGACUGCAAAACAGGUGACGGGGAAAAGCGUCUCCGGCGUACAAAAGAAGAAGAAGAGACGAGUUUACACGGAGAAGGAGCUUGGUAUCCCCGAGUUGAACAUGGUGACGCCGGUCGGAGUCACGAAACCAAGAGGAAAGAAGAAGGGCAAGGUCUUUGUGGAUGACAAGGAGAGCAUGACCACAAUCCUCGCCAUGGUGCAGGCAGACAAGGAGGGCGAGAUCGAGUCCAAGAUGACCAAGGCCCGGCAAAUGGAGGAGAUCCGCGAGGCGCGAAGGAUAGAGGCGGAGAAGAAGGAGGAGGACAAGAAGUCGAAGCUCGACGAGACCAAGGAGUCGCUGCGGAAGAAGAGGAAGCGAACGACAAAGUCCAACGACGAGGAUGGUGACGGCGUCAAGGAUGUUGCGUCUGCGGGAACGAGGGCCUUGAAACCGAAGAAGAAGAGGGUCUCGUUCGCAUAA